AAACAGUUACGAAAGCAGGCAGCAUGUCACCCUGGUCCUUGCUGUUUUUGUAGGUUACACUCAUGUCAGGACAAGGCGAGCAGAGUUAAUCGAAAUUGUUGAAGAAUUAAAGUAGCCUGCUUCGUUGCUCUACAGGGACAUCGAUACAACCGUAGUUCCUCCUUGGUUGCAUGAAUUGAACCUGCUGGGAUACACACGGUUAGCUGAGGCUUAACUAGCAUUUCGCUGGCUAACUUGACAUUUCACCGAGGUUUGCUGGAAAACUUCUCAAAUGACACAGCUUCUCCACUGUAUUGCCGCACUGGUUCAGUAAGCCCUUAACUCAGCAUGCACCCUGACCUGUCACCUCACCUCCACACGGAUGAGUGUAAUGAAUUGAUAACUCGUCUGAUGCAGUGCCACACGGAGCACAAUGUCAUGAAGUUCUUCGGCACGUGUAACGAUGUGGACCGCGCUAUGCGUCAGUGCAUGAAGAAAGAGAGACUGGAUAAGCGGGAGCGCAGCAAGCAGCAUGCACAAGAGAUGAAAAAGAGGCUGAAAGCAAAACCCAAGGAGCAGCUGUGAAGGACAUUUUUACUAUGACUUUGCCACUGUUAAAAAUAUUCCGAUUAUGGGACAUUGAAUUAAGAAUGGUGCUGUGUAACAUGCCUCCCAUGGUGUUUUUAUGUCUUCUGUCUCUUUGUGAAUAAUAAUUUAGCUGCUGGCAGAACCUUUUCAUCAAACAUUAUUCAUGUCUGCAGUACACAUCAGGAUAUUCUGGCAGCUGUUUUAUUCAUGGGAACGGGGAGAAUCAGUCUCAGAGUAUCAGAGAUGCAUGUAAGAAAAAACCAAAACAGGAUGGCCUGUAGCUAUGUUUCUCAAGGCAAACAUACACCCAUGGACUUACAUACUGUACUCACUCAUUGAGGUUUUGAAAGUUUAUUUAAAUAGGGAAUCGUAUUGAUUUGUUAUAAGUUUGAUUGCUUUUUAAUAAAGUAAAAUUAUAAUG
Molecule: messenger RNA, 988 nt
Organism: Anoplopoma fimbria (sablefish)
Lineage: Eukaryota; Metazoa; Chordata; Actinopteri; Perciformes; Anoplopomatidae
Gene: cmc2
Product: C-x(9)-C motif containing 2
Exons: 4
Coding region: 328-564 (78 amino acids)
Cellular component (GO): mitochondrion
Source: RefSeq, a predicted model, not a curated record